Ornithodoros turicata is the source of this 2230-nucleotide messenger RNA. Its product is annotated as membrane metallo-endopeptidase-like 1. The record is from RefSeq and is a predicted model, not a curated record. Gene Ontology annotation, biological process: protein processing. Gene Ontology annotation, molecular function: metalloendopeptidase activity. The transcript has 2 exons. Bases 131 to 2197 code for a protein of 688 amino acids. Lineage: Eukaryota; Metazoa; Arthropoda; Arachnida; Ixodida; Argasidae. Gene Ontology annotation, cellular component: plasma membrane.
AAGGCAAACGAUUCUAGCACGUUCCGUUAUUCUUCACGUGCUACCACCCUUCACUUUCACGUCUGCAGCCGAAGCAAUCGUAUCUCCUUUCGACGAGGUAUUACGUGUCAUCUACGUGUCAUCUACGACCAUGAGUGUGGGCGACGAGAGCGACUUUGUCUUCAGCUCGACAGUCAAGCGAGAGAGCGAUCCCGAAGAGGAAACACCUAGCCCAUCACGCGACUUGCGGGAGUUCGCCUUGUGGGCAGCAUGCUGCUGCUUCCUUAUCGUCAUGGUACCGAUCGUCUUGUUCAUCAUAUUCUACCAGUCCAGCCUGCCCAUCUGCAGCAGCUGGCAGUGCGUAGAAUACAGUCGUCUGUUCUCCAGCUCUAUCAAUCCCAGCAUGAACCCGUGUGUAAACUUCUACCAGUUCGUUUGUGACGGCUGGGAUAAAAAGCACGACCGCUCUGUUAAAAGAAGGCACUUCGACAGCUUCGUACAUGACGUGGCCAAUGAGCUCGGCGAGAUCGUGGCACCAGGCGUCCAUCAAACAGCGAUAGAAAAGUCUGCGAAGUUCUACCAGUCCUGCCUACAGGUCCUCUUGCAACAGAGAAACGAAGAUGCUGCAUUCAAGGAACUUUUAAAGAACGGCAACGUGACAUGGCCUCAGAUCGAAGAGGACGGUGACUUGCUGGAAGUCAUGACGUACGCCGAAGUGCACUGGAACGCUCAUCCGUUUUUUGUCUUCAGGAAGGAUGUCGGUACGGACGGCUCCUUCAUAAUCCACGUCAUGCCGGGCUCGAUGACUUCUAUUUGGCAUGACGAACGGCUAAAGCUUAAGCAGAGGAAUCAGUACUACGUCUAUUACAACAGGGCACAUCUUAUUAUGACAGGUAACGAGCCGAACGCCACCGAAUUCCGGGACCAUGUUGCGAUAGAAGACAAAAUUCUAGACAAGCUAAUCGCAGCUCUUAAACUUGGAGGAGACGACAUCUUGACGGAAGAGGAGUUCAAGAGGCACAGCACUGCGUUCCACUAUAACCGAUGGAGGACAGCCUUCAAGGAGCUCCUGGAUAUUCCAACAAACGAGAACAUCAGCAUAGCCAUCAGCAGUGUCUCCUAUUUCGACGCUUUCAACGAGAUUACUUCGGAAGUCGGCGAACCUACUAUGAUCAUGAUGAUCGGAUGGCAUGUCAUCUUCAUACUCGGCCACCUCACUCUGUCAGGCCUGGGUACGUCCCUGUACCACAACUUACGAGAGGCUGAAGAAAUAGCCCAUACGAAGUGUGUGCUACACGUCGAGAGGUACAUGGGACUAGCGGUAUCGGCGCCGUACGUGGUCAAAGUCAUUCCACCCGACGUUUAUUACAAUGCAGGAAACCUUACUCAGAUGAUCGCCGAGCGGACCCUGAGAAGGCUUGCCAAGCAUCACGGACUCAACUUCAAUUACACCGGCCAUCGGCAGGACCGCUCCGGAAUGUUCCAGCGCUUUGACAAGCUGGCCAAUCUUUCUGAGCUUGAUCAAGUCUUCUCGACCUUUCCCGACAUGCAAACUCUGUUCUGCAUCAACCAUGUCAACGCUGUCCGCGCCUGGAGGAAAAGGAGAGAGGAGGAGAGCGCGUACUUUGGCCAAUAUUUGCGCGUGCGAGAUUACUACGACGUGUACAGGACCGAGGACGACGACUUCGUCAUUUCGCCGCUAGCGCUUACGCACCCCUUAUUCGCCGCAGAAACGACCUACGCCCUUCAGUACGGUGCUUUGGGACAGCUGGUUGCAGGAGCCAUUGCCAAACACAUCAUGAAGAACGUCCCGCAGCCGCAAAGCGAAGCAUGGACCGCCGCCGUGACGAGGUUUACUCGCUGCUUUAAUGGAACUUCGUUUUCAAAAGAAAGUAUCUUCUACAGGAUGGUUUCGGGUAGAGUUCUUUGGGAGGCAUUCAACAGAGCUGCGGGUUCCACCAUGAAGAAAGAAGUGGAAUCGAAGCACGUAAUCGUCUUGAGGACCAAGACAAAAGAAGCCCGGAUUCAGGGCUUCUCGAAGUACAAUCCCGAUCAGCUGUUUUUUAUAGUUAUGUGUUAUAUUCAAUGCGGACACAGUAGGAGAGAGUAUCAGGAAUAUUGUAACGGCGUGGUGAGGAAUCUGGAAGAGUUCUCGCAUGCGUUUAACUGUACUAAGGAUUCGCCGAUGAAUCCCACGCAAAAAUGUGCGGUCUUUUAAGAGCAAUCGCCACGUAUAAACGUUUUGCUUUGA